Molecule: messenger RNA, 1285 nt
Organism: Zeugodacus cucurbitae (melon fly)
Lineage: Eukaryota; Metazoa; Arthropoda; Insecta; Diptera; Tephritidae
Product: alpha-tocopherol transfer protein-like
Exons: 3
Coding region: 125-1042 (305 amino acids)
Cellular component (GO): membrane
Molecular function (GO): phosphatidylinositol bisphosphate binding
Source: RefSeq, a predicted model, not a curated record
ACAUUAAUUAGUAAAUAAUAAAUAUUUGAUUUUAGUUGCAGCCCAGUUUUGGCAACGUACAGACACGUGCCGAGCAGUCUUCAUAAAUUAUAAAUAAUAAUUUGAUUUCUAGUUAAGUCUUAAAAUGCGUCCAUUGCCACCAGAGUUAGCGAAAAUCGCACGAGAGGAGUUAAACGAGACACCGGAACGUGUUCAACAGGAUUUGGUUAUAUUGCGCACCUGGAUUUAUCAGCAGCGCUAUUUGCAUGCGCGCACAUCGACCGAUUUCCUGAUUGCCUUCCUCAGACGUUGCCGCUACAGUUUGGAGCAGACAAAGAAACGCAUCGAUGACUUUUUCACAUUCCAUACAAGAUUUCCGGAGAUCGUAUCGAAUCGCCGCGUGACAGAGAAAAUUUUAACUAUCAAUCGUUUGGGUCUACAAUAUUUCCCGGAAUUCCCUCGUUGUAGUGAUCACGCUGCCAUAAUGAUUACCCGAGUCGGCUGUUGCCCCAAACGUUAUCACAUGCGUGAGGUUAUGGCUUACACUUCGAUGGCUAUGGAACUGAUAGCACUAGAGAAUGAUAAUGCUGCUGUUGUUGGGGUUGUACAAAUAUUCGAUUUGUCAGAUCUGGAUGUGGAGCAUGCGGCGCAAUUAGAUGGUGGUCUCUUUCGGAAAUGGUGGUACUGGAUGAGUGAGUGUAGUCCGUUGCGUAUAAAUGUAACAUACUGCUUGAAUGCGCCCAAAGAACUGCAAAGUUGGUUGGGUGUUUUGAGAGCGCUACGCGUUAAAAUGGGUUCAAAUAGUCCGAUGUUUAUUGUGAAGUCGCUGGAAGAAUUGUAUCAGUAUAUACCACAAAAAUGUUUACCUGAGGAAUAUGGUGGCACCAAUGGACAUCUGCACGAGUGUGUUUCUUACAUGGAAGAUUUGUUGAAGAGCUAUCGUGACUAUUUCGAAGAUGAGGUGAAUUACGGCACAAUUGAACAGUUGCGUCAUGGUGAGAUAAUGCCAUAUGAGGCGGAGUUUGGUGCAGAAGGCAGUUUUCGUCAAUUAAUUGUCGAUUAAAAUUAUUUCAAAUAUUUUUAAAUAUUUUUAUCUCCACACAUAUAUAUUUAUUCAUGCAAAUCUGGUGUUGGUUCAUUAUAAACAUAAACUUUUGAGUCAUUGGCAGCCAGCUUCCGUUAAUUGGCGCUAUAUAUAAUAUAUAUUAAUUAAAUAUCUAUUUACUAAAUGUUUGUGUCACAGUAAAUAAAUUUGAUCAAUAAAAACGUAAAAAAAACACAUUUAUGCAUAUGAAAAUACAAGUAA